AUGGAUAAGACAUACAAGAAUGACAAGGUUUUGAGAGACUGUGAGUUUGGAAGCAUUAAACUGGAACCAUGGUUGAUUUUUGCAGCCAAAGAGUCAUUCUAUGAAGUGUUUAAGGAUUUUUGUGUACAAGAAGGUUUUGGAGUUUUUGUUGAAAAGAGUGAUCCUACCAGGUUUAUAGCAAGAUGUGCUAUAGAUGGUUGCAACUGGAAAAUCCAUGCAUCAAGCAUGGCUGACAAAGUGAGCUGGGCAAUCAAGACAUUGAUAGGAGAGCAUGCAACUUGUGGCAGGCUUGAGAUAAAUUCAAUUGUGGGCUGUGAUUGGCUUUGCAGACAUCUACAAUCAGAUAUUCAAGCCAAUCCUGACAUUCCAGUUGAGUCUCUGCAAAGAAUCUGUAUGGAAAAAUACAGAAUUCAAGUGAAGAAAAGGUUAUUUUACAAGGUCAAAGCAAUUGCCAAGGAGCUCAUUCAUGGUGGAUUUGGAGAGGCCUAUAGUCUCCUUCCAAGAUAUGCUAAGAUGGUCAAGCAGACCAAUCUAGGGAGUUAUGCACUAGUGACAUUGACACAAGUACCUACAAAUGUCCAACCUAGGUACAAAGCAUGCUUCUUUUCUUUUGCUGCACAAGAUAAAGGUUUUUUGAGAGGCUGUAGGCCAAUCAUUGGCAUUUAUGGAGCCCAUCUUAGUGGAUAUUAUAAAGGGAUACUGCUAAGAGCUGUUGGAAUUGAUGAGAACAAUGAGAUAUUUUUGUUUGCUUAUGGCAUAGUCAGUACAGAGAGUGUUGAUACUUGGGGUUGUUUUAUGAGGAAUUUAAAGUGCCUCUUUGAGAAAGAGGGAUGUAACAGAGAUGAUUGGACAUUUCUUUCUGAUAGGAUGAAGGGAAUUGAUGCAGCAAUUAUGGAGACAUUCCCAGAGCUAGUAGAAGAAUAUGUUGUCAACACUUCUAUAAGGCAAUGGUGCAUGAAAAGGAUGGCUCCAAGGCUUGAUAAAGCAACUUCAAUGGGGGAUGGGGAACUCACUUACUAUAAGGAAAUGAUGCAUGAGAAGGAUGGCUCCAAGGUUUGA
Molecule: messenger RNA, 1059 nt
Organism: Chenopodium quinoa (quinoa)
Lineage: Eukaryota; Viridiplantae; Streptophyta; Magnoliopsida; Caryophyllales; Amaranthaceae
Exons: 4
Coding region: 1-1059 (352 amino acids)
Source: RefSeq, a predicted model, not a curated record